GCAGAGUUGUCAGUCAGACACUCAGAGGGACAAGGCUCUCCUUUUGAAGACAUCUUCACUUCUCUUCUGCUCACCCAGUUGACAAUCUCUAUCUCUGCAAACAUGAUGAUGAGGAAGGCACAGUCAGUCACCAGCUCCUCUGGCACAACCAGGAGGUCCUAUGCCACACCGGUCUCCAGCACAUACAGCACAAGACAAAGCUUCAGCUCCGGUGGUGGUUACGGUGGUGGAAGGUCUCUUGGCUUUUCUUCUGCUUCCAUGACCUCCGCCCCAAUGCCAAUCACAGCCGUCCAGGUCAACCAGAGCCUGCUGGCUCCCCUGAACCUGGAAAUCGACCCCACCAUCCAGGCCGUCCGCAACCAGGAGAAGGAGCAGAUUAAGACCCUGAACAACCGCUUCGCCUCCUUCAUCGACAAGGUCCGUUUCCUGGAGCAGCAGAACAAGAUGCUGGAGACCAAGUGGAGCCUCCUGCAGGACCAGACCACCACCCGCUCCAACAUCGAUGGCAUGUUUGAGGCCUACAUUUCCAACCUGCGCAGACAGCUCGACGGGCUGGGCAAUGAGAAGAUGAAGCUGGAGGGAGAGCUGAAGAACAUGCAGGGCCUUGUUGAGGACUUCAAGCAGAAGUACGAGGAUGAAAUCAACAAGCGUGCAGCUGCUGAGAACGAGUUUGUGCUCCUGAAGAAGGAUGUCGAUGCCGCCUACAUGAACAAGGUUGAGCUGGAAGCCAAGGUUGAUGCUCUUCAGGAUGAGAUCAACUUCCUCAGGGCCAUCUACGAGGCUGAGCUCCGUGAGCUGCAGAGCCAGAUCAAGGACACCUCUGUCAUCGUGGAGAUGGACAACAGCCGCAACCUCGACAUGGACUCCAUUGUGGCUGAAGUGCGUGCCCAGUAUGAGGACAUUGCCAACCGCAGCAAGGCUGAAGCAGAGACCUGGUACAAGCAGAAGUAUGAGGAGAUGCAGACCUCUGCUGGCCAGUACGGAGAUGACCUGCGCUCAACCAAGGCUGAGAUCGCUGAGCUGAACCGCAUGAUCGCCCGUCUCCAGAACGAGAUUGAGGCCGUUAAGGGACAGAGGGCCAACCUUGAGGCUCAGAUCGCAGAGGCUGAGGAGCGCGGUGAGCUGGCAGUGAAGGAUGCCAAGCUCCGCAUCAAGGACCUGGAAGACGCUCUGCAGAGAGCCAAGCAGGACAUGGCCCGCCAGGUGCGCGAAUACCAGGAGCUGAUGAACGUCAAGCUCGCCCUGGACAUUGAGAUCGCCACCUACAGGAAACUGUUGGAAGGAGAGGAGACCAGACUGGCCAGCGGUGGAUCCAACGCCACCAUCCACGUGCAGCAGAGCUCCGGAGUGUCCAGCUCUGGUGGAUAUGGAAGCUCCGGUGGAUAUGGAAGCUCCGGUGGUUACGGUGGCACAAUCACCAAGUCCUCUGUGUCAUCUCAGAGUUCCAGGAGAUUCUAUUAAAGUCUUUUAAAAAGGAGAGCCGUCCCCCUUUCCCUUCAGAAACUUUAGAAUUUUGUCUAAAUCUGUACCCUUUCAUGGUGCUAUACAUUACGGUUAGGCAUAACAAAAGCUGAAUAUCCACAAAAUUUGCGAAUACUGAAACUGUCAACAUUGUCCUCUGUUCAGUUUAGCAACAUUUAAGAGUUUCUGAAGGAAAGCCAGGCCUUAAACAAACAAAGGCCAGUUAGCGAGGCACAUUUUCUUUUCUUUCUGCACUGACAUCUAAUAAACAAGAAAAGCGUUAAAACUAAGCAAGGAAAGCAUUUGAUAAUCUGAACUAUCUUGUCAAUUUUUGCACUGUAGUCUGCUCUGAAAGCCCCACUCGGGGUAAUAAUGAUUAUUUUCUUCUUCACAUAUGAGCGCAGAUAUAACCGAGAAGAAGCAAGUGACCACAUCGGAUCAAAGGAGAAAUAUUUGUGUGACUUUACAGUUUUGUUUACAGUUAAACUUUGAACCGACUGGUCACUGGCUAACUUCUUUUUUUUUUUUUUUUU
This is a messenger RNA of Mugil cephalus (flathead mullet), 1994 nucleotides long. RefSeq names its product intermediate filament protein ON3-like. NCBI's taxonomy places the organism in Eukaryota, Metazoa, Chordata, Actinopteri, Mugiliformes, Mugilidae. The transcript is spliced from 9 exons. The coding region runs from base 103 to 1461 and encodes 452 amino acids. Gene Ontology annotation, cellular component: keratin filament. The record is from RefSeq and is a predicted model, not a curated record. Gene Ontology annotation, molecular function: structural constituent of skin epidermis. Gene Ontology annotation, biological process: intermediate filament organization; keratinization.